Messenger RNA from Spodoptera frugiperda (fall armyworm), 1102 nucleotides. RefSeq names its product probable alpha-aspartyl dipeptidase. Gene Ontology annotation, molecular function: serine-type peptidase activity. Lineage: Eukaryota; Metazoa; Arthropoda; Insecta; Lepidoptera; Noctuidae. The record is from RefSeq and is a predicted model, not a curated record. Gene Ontology annotation, biological process: proteolysis. The transcript has 4 exons. Bases 227 to 964 code for a protein of 245 amino acids.
UAUGCACUGUCAAACAUUGUCAGAUAAUAUGUUGUCAGUGUCAAAGUAAGAAAAUUAUUAAUGUCAUCAAUCAACAAAAUCAACAAUCAAGGUAUAAAAAUAAAAAUAUUCAAAGCGACCACUUUAUCAACUUUCAUAUCAGUAUUCGGCUGGAAUCCACAAGCUCUGUACCUAUUUGAGAACUAAACGGUUGAGAACUUUUGUUUCAACUUCAUUUUCGACAAUCAUGGCACCGCAGCGACAAGCCUUGUUACUAUCGUCAUCCAAUUGUCAUGGAUAUUCGAUGUUAGAGUUCGCCAAACAAGAAAUAUGUAAUAUCCUCGAAAAGAAUAAUGUCACUGAAUUAGUCUUCAUUCCAUUUGCUCAAAAAGACUAUGAUGGUUAUACGGCUAAAAUAAAAGAAGUUAUUGAACCAUGGGGUUUUGCUGUAACUGGAUUACACAGUUACUCCAAUUUAAUUGAUAGAAUUAAUAGCGCAAAGGCUAUUUUUGUAGGGGGAGGCAACACAUUUGUUCUUUUGAAAACACUGUACGAAAAAAACCUGAUUCAGGUUAUCAGAGAUAGAGUUCAUGAAGGCAGCCUUGUAUACAUUGGCAGUAGUGCUGGAACUAAUGUUGCCACUAAAAGCAUUCAUACUACAAAUGACAUGCCCAUAGUGUAUCCGCCUACUUUUGAAGCCAUUGGUAUUGUCCCUUUCAAUAUCAACCCUCAUUAUAUUGAUGUAAUUAGUGAGACACACAAGGGUGAAACAAGAGACCAAAGAAUCUAUGAAUAUCUAGAGACUGCUCAUUGUAACCCUGUGCUGGGGUUAAAAGAGGGAUCAAUGUUGCACGUUGAUGGGUAUAAAUUGACAAUAAAAGGAAUUGCUGGUGCAGUUCUAUUCCAAAAGACUGACAAGAAACCUUUGAUUAUUGCUCCAGAUACAGAUGUGUCAUUUUUAUUACAACAAGAUAAAGAAUUUUAGAUGUUGCGAGAUCCAUUAUAUUAUCGCGCAGGAGACAUCAAUAAUAAACAUUUUAUUUUUGUACUGAGUAUAAUAAUAUUAUUUGUUCUUAUGCCAAUUACACUGAUUAAUAAAAUAUUUUAGUGAAAAGAAAUAUAA